This is a messenger RNA of Cornus florida, 769 nucleotides long. RefSeq names its product histone H2B-like. Gene Ontology annotation, cellular component: nucleosome. The record is from RefSeq and is a predicted model, not a curated record. Lineage: Eukaryota; Viridiplantae; Streptophyta; Magnoliopsida; Cornales; Cornaceae. The transcript has a single exon. Gene Ontology annotation, biological process: nucleosome assembly. The annotation marks the transcript as partial. Gene Ontology annotation, molecular function: DNA binding; structural constituent of chromatin; protein heterodimerization activity.
CAUCUGUCCUCUCAAUUCGUAACUCAUUUUCUCUCCCUACUCUCACACUCUCUCUCUCUAAAUUCUCUGAUUGCACCCAAGGCAGAGAAAAAGCCAGCAGAGAAGAAACCGGCUGAGGAGAAGAAAAUAGUGGCCGAGAAGGGUCCGGCGGAGAAGAAGCCCAAGACCAGGAAGAGGCUGCCGAAGGAGGUUGGCGCCGCCGCCGAAGACAGGAAAAAGAAGAGGACCAAGAAGAGCGUCAAGACCUACAAGAUCUACAUCUUCAAGGUGCUGAAGCAGGUCCACCCCGACAUCGGGAUCUCGAGCAAGGCCAUGGGGAUCAUGAACAGCUUUAUCAAUGACAUCUUCGAGAAGCUCGCUCAGGAGUCCUCCAGGCUAGUCAAGUACAACAAGAAGCCCACCAUCACCUCUCAGGAGAUCCAGAUUACCGUCAGGCUCAUGCUUCCCGGUGAAUUGGCCAAGCACGCCGUGUCGGAGGGAACCAAGACGAUGAUGAAAUUUACUAGCUCUUGAAUGUUGAUCGCUUUUGGUCUUUAGCAGUAUUAGAUUACUGUUACCAUCGAUCCUUAAAAAAAAAUUGUACCCGGUUGUGAAUAUAAGUUUAUUUUUGUGUAAAAUUGCAACAAUCAGGAUUAUAAAUUAAUUGUGUUGUAAUAUCAGAUGAUGUUUCAUUAGCUAUGUGGUCUGCAAUUCAACAUAUGAUGGAAGUAUCAUUUGAAAAUUGAAUUUGUUUCUAGUAAUAAGAUUUUUUUAUAUUUUAGAUGUCUUA